AUGGCUUGUGGAGAAGAAACCACGUCAACAAAGACCGAAAAGGAGAGCAUUGCUCCAGAGGCUCAAUCCGUGAAAAAGGAGGAAGCGCCUAAAGAAUCUGCCAAAAUCAAGGUUCCAGAAGCACCCAAACGCACAAGGGUGCCAGAUGCCGUCCAGAGGAAAUUGGCAGCCGAGAAACAGAAGGGCCCCCAGCCCAGCAGACUGGCGCAGGAAUUGCGCAACUACCAGGCCAAAAAGAAGAGGCAUUCGAUAGACGUAUAUGUCCAGAUCACGGGCCUGGACUCAGGGAGGACGCGCGGUGUCAAGGCGCUACUCGACAGUGGCUGCAGUACCUGCUGUAUCGAUACCGACUACGCGCGGGCAGAGAAGCUGGAUAUCCAAGAGCUUCCACAACCCAUCGUGGCUCGUAAUGCCGACAACACCGAGAACAUCAGUGGCCGGAUCACGCAUUACGUUGACUUAAGGAUGAGAAUCAGCCCUCAUGUGGAGACAUGCACGUUCCUUCUGACAACACAACCCUGA
This is a messenger RNA of Mycena citricolor, 522 nucleotides long. The record is from the annotation of a GenBank genome assembly. Lineage: Eukaryota; Fungi; Basidiomycota; Agaricomycetes; Agaricales; Mycenaceae.